Melanaphis sacchari is the source of this 1404-nucleotide messenger RNA. RefSeq names its product piggyBac transposable element-derived protein 3-like. NCBI's taxonomy places the organism in Eukaryota, Metazoa, Arthropoda, Insecta, Hemiptera, Aphididae. Bases 1 to 1404 code for a protein of 467 amino acids. The record is from RefSeq and is a predicted model, not a curated record. The transcript is spliced from 2 exons.
AUGAUUCGAAAUCAGGCAGUAUCGUCUAGGUCUAGACGACUUGUUAAAGCUGCUUUACCACCCAUUGAUUCAGAAAGUUCCGAUAGUGAAAAUGAUUCUGAUCCAAUCAAUACUAUUUCUAAAAAUCAAUUAGACAGUGAUAACUCUUCAGAGAUUAAUGAAUUCGAUUCGGAUACUUCAGACCCUCCCUCUUUUUCAAAUUUAGAAGAACUAUUAGAUAUUGUAAAUAUGCCUGUUUUUGACGAAAUCGGAAAUCCUUUUGAUGUUGAUUGUAUUGGAAAUAAUAAUAUAAUUGAACCACCACUAGAUUUAACUAUUUUUCCUACACCUGAAAAUUUGAGUAUAGAUAAUAAUCGUUCGGAAAGUUUGGAUAAUAAUUCAAUAUCAAUAUCUGGAUCAGAGAAACGUCGUAUUUCGACACCCGUUGAACAAAGAAAAUCAAUGAGAUUAGAACAAUUAAUGUCAUUUAAAUGGUCAAACAAUUUUAAUUUUCCCGUAGAUAUUCCACACUAUAAUUUUAAAGAAAUCGCGAAAGAAAUACUUACACCUUACGAAUAUUUUAAAAUGUUUUUUAAAGAUGAAAUUUUUGAAUUGAUUGUCACAAAUACAAAUUUGUACAGUUCUCAAAACUUUGAAAAUCCAAUCACAACAAAUGUUGAUGAAAUAAGAAACUAUAUUGGAAUAGAGCUACUUAUGAGUAUUGUGUCCAUGCCCGCUUACACUGACUUUUGGUCUACAAAUUUAAGAUACGAACCAAUAGCCAGUAUAAUGCCAUUAAAAAGAUAUCAACUAUUACGAAGACAAUUGCAUUUCGUCGAUAAUUUAACGAUUGAUCAAUCUGACCGUUAUGCUAAAAUAAGACCUAUUUUAGAGCAUGUAAAGCAAAAUUUUUUAUCAGUUGAACAAGGUAAGAAGUUCUCCAUUGAUGAAAUGAUGAUUCCGUAUAAGGGAACAAAGGCUGGAACAAGAAGGCAAUAUAUUAGAAAUAAGCCCAAAAAAUGGGGAUUUAAAAUGUUCGUUCGUGCUGGUGUAGAUGGUUUCGUAUAUGAUUUAUUUCCAUAUGGUGGGGAGAAUACAUUUCAUCGUACGACAUUUACAAACUAUGAAAAUAAAUUUUUCGGGCUUGGUCAAAAAGUAGUUAUCGAACUUAGUAAAAGUAUUCCAGAUAAAUCUCUAUCUGUUUUAUACUUUGAUAAUUGGUUUACGUCAUUAGAGCUAGUUAGUUAUUUGCGUAAAAAAUUUGGAAUUUUAAGUUUAGGCACUAUCCAACAAAAUCGAUUACGGGGAUGCAAUAUUAUACCCGAUAAACAGUUAUUGAAAAAAGGUAGAGGACAUUAUUCAACAAAAUCUGAUAAUAAAAAAAAUAAAUAUCCGUUGUUAAAUGGGCUGAUAAUAAAUGUGUGA